This is a messenger RNA of Botrytis cinerea B05.10, 2534 nucleotides long. RefSeq lists its product as hypothetical. The transcript has 4 exons. Gene Ontology annotation, biological process: Golgi to plasma membrane transport; exocytosis; intracellular protein localization. The record is from RefSeq and is a predicted model, not a curated record. The coding region runs from base 285 to 2285 and encodes 666 amino acids. Lineage: Eukaryota; Fungi; Ascomycota; Leotiomycetes; Helotiales; Sclerotiniaceae. Gene Ontology annotation, cellular component: exocyst.
GGCACGACUGUGCAAUUCAAUUAAACUCUUGGAUACAUUUUAUUACAUGAUAAUUGGAAACACCAUUCAAUCGACUUUCUUAUUUUCAUGUCCAAUUGACCAAAUCAGGUACAGACAUACAUAGGCGUGCGGGAACGCUUGCUCCUUUCGGUUACUCCUACUCUGGGAUAUAUGUCUAUGGACCAACCUGAACCUUAAAACACGUCCCUUUCGAUAUACAACUUCCUCGAACUCAUCACCCCAGCCCUCCUUUUUUCUCUUUCUGCCGUCGUAGCUACAAUACAAUGUCGGACGAAAGGAAAGGCGUGUCUCUGAGGACCAAGAGGAAGGGCCGUCCAGCAAUAAGUGCUCCCAAACAGAUAUCUGGUCCAAUUCCACAAACCGGAGGGGAUGCUUCACGAAGUACAGGGCAGCCAUCCUUCAAUGCCCCGCCCGCGCAACGUCCUCAGCCUGGCGGAAAGACAUCUGACUUAGUGAAACGUCGAUACUCUACUCGAUUUAAUAAUCUUCCCUCUGACUUCGACCCUUCCGCUCCUCCUCUCCCAUCUGUUCCCAAUUUACCAGCUCAGUAUGCUCCAGCAAAUGACCGUUCACGAGGUCCCUCGCCGGCGAGAGGACCUGGUUUGGUAGUAGACCAGAGAGCUCUGCGCGAUCCCAAUUUGAGGCCAGAUGUGUACGUAGCGGGACUACUAAGUGAUGCGUCAGAACAAGAUAUUGAGGACUACCAAACGAAUUUAAGAAAGAUGAAGAAUCGUACUUCGACGGAUUUACAACAAAACGUGUAUCAAAAUCGAACACAGUUCAUCAAGAUUAGUAAGGAGGCAGAAAAGCUGAAAGGGGAGAUGCGCGCACUCCGAAAUCUGAUGGCGGAACUCAAAACCAAUACCACUGCGCUCAGAACUACCUCUUCACAAGGUCCGUCCUCGUCGACUGAUUUCGACGGCUUCCCACCAACUUUGAGCAAAAGGGACAAGCGAAGUUCUGUGGCAGACCGAACUGCCAUGUGGAACUCGCAGCUUCAAGCUCUAUGGAAAACUAUUGAGGGUUCCCAAAAAUUCCUACCUGCGGCCCCUGGUCGUCACGUGGUACAAAAUGCCGGGCUAUGGAUAGAGCUUGAUAACGCUACCUGGAAAUCUCGAAGAGCCAUGCAGAUUGUGUUGUUGAAUGAUCAUCUUCUAGUUGCAUCAAGAAAAAAGCGAAAAGUCGAAGGCACUGAUCAACGACAAGCUCCAUCAAAGUUGGUUGCAGAUAGAUGCUGGCCACUGUUAGACAUCGAAAUUGUUGACCUUGCAGGGACGAGUGAAGGGACUAGUGUGCGUAAUAAGUUGGCUGAUGCGAUCAUGAUUAGAGGUGUAGGUCAGGAAUCUUUCACCUAUCGAACAGAAAAACCAGGCGACACGGAAAAGUCCUCCCUUAUGAUGAACUUUCGAAAGGCAGUAGAAGAGCUUCAUAAGGGCCUGCGAUCGGAAAUGGAAACGAGCAACAAGGCUAAAGAAACGAUCAAUUACUUUGCUUCUCGUGACCCAGGAUUGUUAAAAAAGACAGAUUUACUUGAAACUCUUUCGGAUAUCAAAGAUAUGCUUAUCGAAGUUGAUGGCAAGCAGCAAAAUCUGCGGUGGGUGGAAAGUCAGGUUGAUGAGUUGGAUAUCGAGAUCGCACUGCAGCAUUUUGACAUGGCAGUCCAACGAGUUGCAAAACUAAAUACCUUAGCCAAGAGUCUUAAAAGCAACAUCGUCGCUCAGGAUUUCAUUAGUUUUAAAGCGGAUGAAAGAGCCACCAGACUUGCAGAACUUAUCACCCGUGAACUUGUUGAUACACAUAAUGAGCCGAAAAAAGUCAGACGCAAUAUCAGCUGGUUGACCAGCCUUGGCUUCGAGGAUCGGGCAAGAGAAGCGUAUCUUGAGGCUCGGGGGGGUAUCAUUCAUAAGAGAUCAAGACAAUGUAUAUUCGAAGGUAACCUUCACCAAUAUAUCUGGGAGGUAUCAUUCGUGUACUUCACAAUAAUACGGAAUACUGUGUCAACGUUUCAAGCCUGCUUUCCACAGCCUCUUAUGAGCGCAUGUGUCAAAUGGGCCAAAGAGCAGGUCGAUGCGUUCAAUGUUAUUCUUGCACGACAGCUUAGCAGCACCGAGAAGAAUGGUCAAGUGUGGACGGAAUGUAUGGACCAGGCGAGAGAGCAUGCAAAGAUGCUCUCCGAAGUUGCUUUAGACUUCAGCAGCCUCAUUGGUUCAACCCCGAUAGAUGUUCUCAAUGGACCCAGAGGCGUAGGGUUAGGCUUGGCGUGAUGCUGUAUCAAAUGGGGAGAUUGGUAUACAUAUCAAACCCAAACUUAAAACUUGACCAAGGAUAUCCUAAAAAACGUUCAAGAAAUACUACCUACGUAGGUGUCUAUCUACACUCUUACAACAAUUCAGUAAUUGGAUUUAUGAAAUUAAUUAGAUUUUCACAUCCCUUUCGCCGUGGCUAACACUUAAUCUUGCUUCCGUAAUUCAUUAAUAAAUAAAGUUGAGAAAGUAAAGCUAAUGAAUAUGACA